GUAUGACCACCGCACAUACUUAAGCCUUUGAUUCUCAACUCCCCACACAUAUUCAUAACAAUAACAACAACAACAACACAACAAAAAUAUAACAUCCGCCAUGAAAAUCAUUAGCUAUACGUUGAUGUUUUCUGUGUUGAUACUGCUGAUUACCAGCAGGGUAGAAGGCAAUAAUAAUGAAGUGGAGGAAGAAGAAAGUUGUAAGGAGACAUAUGGGUUCUUGCCAUGUACAAGUACAGCCUUGGGUAAUUCAUUCUUGAUAGUGGUAUACGGAUACAUGAUGUUUUCAGGUGCUACUUAUUUGUCCAAUGGUUGUGAGCUUUUAUUGGAAAUUUUGGGUCCUGGUGUUAUUGGUGGUUCCCUCCUUCCUGUCAUUGCUUCUCUUCCUGAAGGCAUCAUCAUUCUUGCAACUGGUCUUAAUGGGAGUAUUGCAACUGCACAAGAGCAUUUAUCAAUUGGUGUGGGAUUACUAGCUGGUUCUGCAGUCAUGACAUUGACUCUAAUAUGGGGUACUUGUGUUCUAAUCGGAAAGUGUGAUCUUGAUUGUUAUCGCGCUCGUGAUGAAACUGACACUAAAGGAUUUAAUUUAGUAGAUUCUGGUGUUGCUACUGACAUAUGGACCAGUUAUGCUGCUAGGAUUAUGACUCUUUCUAUCAUACCUCUUUUUAUUGUUCAAUUGCAAAAGCAUCUCCAUUCAAGCUCAGGGAGAAAUUUGGCUGUUUUGAUUGCCCUCAUUAUGUCUAUUCUUAUGCUCAUAAGCUAUUGUCUUUAUCAGAUUUUCCAACCAUGGGUUCAAGCGAGAAGACUAGAUUAUGUGAAACAUAAGCGGGUCAUGACAGGAUUUCUUAAACAUUUGAAACAACAUGCUCUUGGACGACUUUGCAAUCAUGACGGUAGCCCUAACAUGGAUGUUCUAGCAAAGGUUUACGAAGCAAUUGAUCAGGAUGGUGAUGGUGCUCUUUCAGAAGGGGAGCUAAAAGCAUUUGUAAUAGGGAUGCAUUUAGAAGGGAUGAGUGUGGGGACAGAUGAUAUAGUUCAUAAAGUACUUCAAGAGUUUGAUACAGAACGACGUGAUGGAAAAAUAGAUUUUGAUGAGUUCAAAAAUGGAAUUUCAAAGCUACUUUCUGGUUUUGUCAAACGUGACCGUGCUCCGCAUGAAUCUACUGACAAUAUUAAAUACAUAGAUGCAGUUGAUGAGGAAGCAGAAAAGGAGCAUUUCUUAUUGGGUGAUUUUUGGGAAGAAGGAGAAAAAAUAGAGAACACAAAACUAACAACAAUAAAAGCAAUAUUACUUCUGGUAGCAGGUGCAAUAAUAACAGCAGCCAUUGCACAUCCAUUAAUAGAUGUUGUAGAAAAUUUCUCAGAUGCAACAACCAUUCCAUCCUUCUUCAUCUCCUUCCUUGUGUUGCCUCUUAUUAUUAACUCUGGUGGAGCUUUUCAGGUCAUUUAUUUUGCUUCCAAAAAGAAGAGAAGAUCUGCUUCUCUUGCUUUCUGCGAGCUAUAUGCAGAAGUGACAAAGAACAACCUGGUUAGUUUAUCAACGUUUUUGGCAUUAGUUUAUGUAAGAGGAUUAACAUGGGAUUUCUCAUCAGAAGUGCUAAUCAUAUUCUUGGUAUGCUUCAUAAUGGGUAAUCUUGCCAGUUUCCGUACAAUUUUCCCACUAUGGACUGCGAUUUUGGCUUAUGCCCUCUAUCCAUUUUCACUUGUCAUAGUUUAUGUGCUAAAUAACUUUUUGGGUUGGCAAUAGAUUUCUACUUAAUUUUCUGCCUUUACUCAUCCAUAUUUUGUAAUAUCAACAUAUUCCUCCAUUUAAUGUUUAAAUAAUUCCAUUGCAGUAGCUAGAAAUUUAAGCUUGUUGCUUGUAUUGAUUUUGUUUUAAAUUAAUCUGAAUAUCUCGUUUGCUAAAACUUAUUAA
Molecule: messenger RNA, 1915 nt
Organism: Amaranthus tricolor (Joseph's coat)
Lineage: Eukaryota; Viridiplantae; Streptophyta; Magnoliopsida; Caryophyllales; Amaranthaceae
Product: sodium/calcium exchanger NCL-like
Exons: 7
Coding region: 101-1747 (548 amino acids)
Biological process (GO): calcium ion transmembrane transport; intracellular calcium ion homeostasis
Cellular component (GO): membrane
Molecular function (GO): calcium ion binding; calcium:proton antiporter activity
Source: RefSeq, a predicted model, not a curated record